AUGUCUCGCCUUAGGUUUUGUUUGUUGUUAGCAGUGAUAUGCAGUUGCUCUCACCUCGGUCAAACUUCUGAUGAGACGAUAAUCAUACCAGUAGACAAAAUUAAAACUACCCAAGCACCUGACACUACUACUGAAAUCACUACCACUUCUAGCAGCACUACUAGCACUCCCGCUCCUAACACCACCACUCCCAAAACAACAACAUCUACCAUAACACCCAGCACUUCCACUUCCACUACAACUACACCUAGCAGUACCACUUCCACUACAACUACACCUAGCAGUACCACUCUUGAGCCUACAACUACUCCAGCGCCCACACCAGCUCCAGGGCCCGUCCCUCCUCCAGGGCCCGUCCCACCUCCGAAGCAAGGCACAUGGAAUUACACAGAUGGCAACUUGACUUGCAUUGUUACACAGUUUGCUGCUCAACUCAACGUGACAUACCCCAAAGUGGUAGAUAGUGUGACCACCCUGUGGAGUGUGAUCCUCAAUGUACCAUCGGACGCAGAAGUGGUAGCUGGUAACUGCACUGGUGACCAGUGGUUGACUAUCAGCUGGCCAAGUUCAAACGAAUCCAUAGCCAAUAACAUGACUAUCGUUUACCACAAGAAUGAGACCACGAAGAAUUAUGGAGUUAAAAGCUUCAAUAUAUCUCUGGCGCCUGACAACUUUGUCAAUGCAUCAUCAACAGGACCCAUCGACCUGUACCACGGCCCCGAAUGGGAGACUCCUCUCGCCACUUCCUAUCGUUGUAAAGUGCCCACCAGGCUCAACAUGACGUCGGACGCUACCAGCACAGCCAGCCAGCUCACGCUGCUCACGCUGCAGGAAGAAGCGUACCGCACCACUCCUGGCACUGGUUUCAGCGCUGCGAGACUUCCAAACAAAACAAAAAUUUACCAAAUCGUUGUACAAAUUCUAUGGUUUGAAAAAAAAAACACCUAA
Molecule: messenger RNA, 948 nt
Organism: Arctia plantaginis
Lineage: Eukaryota; Metazoa; Arthropoda; Insecta; Lepidoptera; Erebidae
Source: the annotation of a GenBank genome assembly